AUGCACCAUUUGAUAGCUGACAAGACCGAAUACAAGCUAGUUGCGAUUGACAACAAUUGUCAAAGUUGGCAAACCAACGCAGACUCCAGCAAGGGGAGCGUCAACAGCAUGUGGCCGAUUGCUUUGUUGUACUCAAGUUGCCAGGCAUUAGGACAGUUUUUCUGUCGUGUAACCAAGAGUGAAAUCUGGGCAUUCUGUAAGUGGAGUGGAGGUGUGAUGCAGUCCAGGAAUAUUGCCAAGCUGUAUUACCAGCAUGUGUGUAGCUGGCUGCUCCUAUUCACAUUCUGUGGCGUGUUCUUGUAA
Molecule: messenger RNA, 303 nt
Organism: Ostreobium quekettii
Lineage: Eukaryota; Viridiplantae; Chlorophyta; Ulvophyceae; Bryopsidales; Ostreobiaceae
Source: the annotation of a GenBank genome assembly